GGACUCCUCCCUCACUUGCUGUAUCGGGGGCGGUGCUUGAAGUUUAGAGGCGCUUGAAGGUGGUUUGAGCCAAGCAGGGCGCCGGCGGGCGGCCGUGGGGGAAAGACGCGACGACGACGACAGCCUCCCCCCCGUCGCCCCAUUUUCCAUUUUUCUCCCGACGCGCCUUCCUCUUGUGGGCUCCGCGGCGGCCUGAGGGGCGUCGUCCCCCCACCACUCUCGGCCGCCCCCCUCCCCUGGCAGCCCACCCAGCUGGGGUUGAGAGGCGGGUGCGAGAAAAGGGCAGGGGCGCCAGGACGGUUGCUGGGCUGGCUCACCCACCCUCGUCAGGCCAGGCGGGUCUACUCAGAAGUAAGCCCCAUUGAGUUCAUUGGGACUUACUUCCAAGGGUAGAUGGGUUUGCAUGACACUUUCCGUGCACUAAGGCAGUUCCAUGUCUUGUUUGGACUGUUCCUGUAUUCUGCGGACACAAGUUGAAUCUUUUGGAGUAGAAAAGGACACUGACAGCAGCAGCAGUGGAGACCUGACAGAUGAACCAGCCAUAUGUUGGAGCCAGCCAACUCAAAUAGGAGAUGAACAAAUAUUGUGGUCCUCUGAUGUGUCCCACUAUGAUCUCCAGAUGGAAAUAGGAAAGGGAAGCAACGACUUAACUUCAAUCUACCUCGCACGUCAUAUCCCUACAGGAACAUUAGUGGCUGUAAAGAUUACCGAUCUGGAAAAAUGUUCUGAAGAGCACUUGAACGCUUUACAAAAUGAGGUGAUAUUAUCCCACUCCUUCCGACAUCCCAAUAUCUUGACUCUUUGCGCAGUAUUCACAUCUGGAAGCUGGCUUUGGAUUAUUUCACCUUUCAUGGCCUAUGGCUCAGCGAGUCAUCUCCUGAGAACGUACUUCCCUGAAGGUAUGAGUGAAGCUUUGAUUGGAAAUAUCCUGUUUGGAGCAAUUAGUGGCUUAAGCUACAUGCAUCAGCAUGGCUACAUUCACAGAAGUAUUAAAGCUAGCCACAUAUUGAUUUCAGGGGAUGGCCUAGUUUAUCUCUCCGGCUUCAACCACCUUUGCAGUCUAGUCAGCUGUGGCCAACGGUUAAAAGCUGUGUAUGAUUUCCCACAGUUCAGUACCUCGAUGCUUCCUUGGUUGAGUCCUGAGCUACUGAGGCAGGAUCUGUAUGGAUAUAAUGUGAAGUCUGAUAUCUAUAGUGUGGGCAUUACCGCCUGUGAACUAGCUAAUGGACACGUACCUUUUCAGGAUAUGCCUCGGACACAGAUGCUGUUGCAGAAGCUUAAAGGUCCAUCUUAUUGUCCUUGGGCAACAAAUACUUUCCCACGUGGCGAAUCCAGAAUAAAAAAUUCCCGUUCAGGGAUUGACUCUGGAAUUGGUGAAAGUAUGACACGUACAAUGACAAGUGAGAGACUGCAGACACCACCAAAAACCUUCUCCCCUGCUUUCCACAACUUGAUAGAACUUUGUUUGCAUCAGGACCCAGAAAAAAGGCCAUCAGCAAGAGGUCUGCUAUCACAUGCUUUUUUUAAGCAGGUAAAAGAACAAACAAAGGCUUCCUUCCUUUCCCUUUUGCCUCCUCCCAUCCAGUACACUCCAUCACAAACAGCAGCUGUGCCUUCAGCAGCCCUCUGGACCCAGCCUGGAGGGUCUUGGCCAAGUGGAAGAGAGAUGCAUUGGGAAUCCUAAAGAUGUGAAAUCAUACCUCUGACAUCUCUCUCUGUGAAAAAAAAGUUGUGAUUUCUUUGCUGCUUUUGUUUUUAUAAUUUUAACAUUCAAAUAAUCAUGAUAUACUUGAAAAUUUUAAUUCUCUGUACAGAUGAUGCUUUUAUGGGGAGGAAAUGCCUCCCAAAGUGAUACUAGGUGAAUAACCUUUACUUCUUUAAUAGCCAGAAAUGUCAAUAUACAGUACUCUUAAGCAUUUCCCCCUUAUUCUUGUAACUAUAUUGUAACAGUGCCUAUUUUGUAAUAAAAUUCUUGCUUGGUAUGACACACCUGUACUAUUACCACAUUUGAAAUAUUUAAUCUGAAAAACUGUCUCUGCACUCAGUGUUUUGCUCUGCUAUUCAUUUCUAUAUCACCAAGUUUAUAAAAAUGUUUUCUUAUAAAAACAAGUGCCUUUUCUUACUUCAAAAAGAGACAGUGUGGAAACCUGGGGGAAACCUUGUGCCUCUUCCUACAGAAACCUCUUCCUACAGUUGGAGUA
Messenger RNA from Pogona vitticeps (central bearded dragon), 2201 nucleotides. It is a transcript of the gene STRADB, whose product is annotated as STE20 related adaptor beta. Gene Ontology annotation, biological process: protein phosphorylation; protein export from nucleus; activation of protein kinase activity. NCBI's taxonomy places the organism in Eukaryota, Metazoa, Chordata, Lepidosauria, Squamata, Agamidae. Gene Ontology annotation, molecular function: ATP binding; protein kinase activity; protein serine/threonine kinase activator activity. The record is from RefSeq and is a predicted model, not a curated record. Gene Ontology annotation, cellular component: serine/threonine protein kinase complex.